AUGAAGAUUUUGUAUAAAGCUUUAUUUGCCAUUAGUUGCAUCGUAGCUACAGGUCUAGCCGAUCCUCAAGCAAAAGAAGCAAACGGUAAAGGAGGAGGUAAACCUACAGAGAGGUUAACCUGUAAAAUUGUUGAACCUGCUCCAAAUACAGUAUGGACAAUGGGUCAACCUCAGACCGCUUCUUGGUCAUGUAAUGUUAAGGGUCCCAUUGAAUCACAACCACCUGAACAAUUGAUUCACAUAGAAUUGGGUACUGGUACCAGUCGCGAAGACUUUUUAUACGUUGAUACUAUCGACGCUAUUGCUAAAGCUCGUGAGGUCAAAUUUACUUGGAAUUUACUUGAAACAUAUCCGGAAGGAACAAAUUAUAUUGUAAGACUAAGAUCAAAAUUGAAGGGAGAUCCUGAACCUGUCACCGUUGAAGAAGCAAAUUUAUUACCUUGGGUUUAUUCUGGCCCAAUUACCAUUAUUAAAAAAGGAACUGAUCCCAAAUCACUUCCAAAAGCUGUAACAAAGACUCCAACAAAUGCCGUUCCAGAAACUAAUGCAAAAUACCCUGAUGCCAAGGUUCCAAACGCUCCAAAAACUAAAGAAGCUGAUGGACCAAAAGGCAAAGACGAAGCUAAAACAAAAGCUGUUGAAGGCACCACCGCUAAACCUGAUUCAAACGCAAGCGCAACACCCGAUGCCAAUUCUGCUGCUUCAACUGAGCUUGGAAAUAUAUUAUUAUUGGGAUUGGGCAUGGUCUCAUCUUAUUUGGCUUUGUAA
Funneliformis mosseae is the source of this 768-nucleotide messenger RNA. NCBI's taxonomy places the organism in Eukaryota, Fungi, Glomeromycota, Glomeromycetes, Glomerales, Glomeraceae. The record is from the annotation of a GenBank genome assembly.